GUGACAUUGUAGGUCAACGGGUUCGUUCGUUACAGAGGAAUCCUCAGCGGCGGGCUGCGGUGACCGAGCGAACUGCGACCGAGCAGUCUAUAGUUGGGCUAGAAAUUGCCAAUCCGAUCUGGCAACACUGGCUGUGGAAGUAGGUCAGUAGAUCAGUGGAGCAGAGCCUGGAGCUGGGGGUCUGAGACACACUGCCUUGGUCGAGCUGCACCAGGACUACCAGGAAUACCAGCCCCUGGACCGGGUCUUUAUAAGGUGGACCCUGACCACGGUGUGAUCCUACAGGAGAGGAACGGAAGUUCAAUGACCCCCAGUCUUGCUGCUGGCAUGGAGACGCCAAGGAAGCGGAAGGGCAGCACAGACAACCAGGACUCCAAAUCAGCCUCUAUUCCUGAUGCGGAUAUGGAGGAUGAAGAAGAAGAAGAUGAAGAAGAAGAAGAAGGGUUCAACGGAGAGGACCAGAAGGUGAAGAUACAGUGCUUCAGGGAGCCCCACAGCCAGAUCGAAAAGCGCAGGAGAGACAAGAUGAACAAUCUGAUUGACGAGCUGUCAGCCAUGAUCCCAUCCUGUCAUCCCAUGUCUCGCCGGCUGGAUAAACUCACUGUUCUUCGAAUGGCCGUGCAGCAUCUCAAGUCUCUCAAAGGUUCCUCUUCUUCGUUUUCUGAAACUACCUAUAAGCCUUCAUUCCUCCCUGAUGAGGAAUUCAAACAGCUUGUGCUCAAGGCUGCCGAUGGCUUUCUGUUUGUGGUAGGCUGUGACCGUGGAAAGAUAGUCUUCGUCUCUGAAUCCAUCACCAAGAUCCUCAACUAUAGUCGGGCGGAGUUGAUUGGCCAGAGUCUGUUUGACUACGUUCAUCCUAAAGACAUGGGGAAGGUGAAGGAGCAGCUCUCCGCCUCGGAGCUGUACCCUCGCGAGCGCCUCAUAGACGCUAAAACCGGGCUGCAGGUGCCGGCUGACCUCCCAGCCGGCGCAAACAGGCUGGGCUCCGGAGCCCGCCGCUCCUUCUUCUGUCGCAUGAAGUACAACAAGGUCUCCGUGAAGGUGGAGGAGAACGAGUUCCAGCCGGGCCCGUCCAAAAGGAAAGAGAGCCAGCGGUUCUGCACUGUGCACUGCACGGGCUACCUGCGUUGCUGGCCCAGCGGCACCCUUGGGGUGGAGGGAGAGGGGGACACCGACAAGGAGGGCUCUCCCUUCAACUGCCUGGUGGCGGUUGGCCGGGUCCACGCCCCCAGCGCCCCCCAGGCCAACGGGGGGGUGCAGGUCAAGCCCACCGAGUUCAUCACUCGCUACGCCAUGGAUGGGAAGUUCACCUUUGUUGAUCAAAGGGCAACCACAGUGCUGGGCUACCUGCCGCAGGAACUCCUCGGGACCUCGUGCUACGAGUAUGUCCACCAAGACGACCUCCUCCACCUAUCUGAACGCCAUAGGGAAGUUCUGCGGAGUAAAGAAAAGAUCGAAACAAAUUGCUAUCAGUUCAAAACCAAACAUGGCUCCUUUGUCACUCUACAAAGUCAGUGGUUCAGUUUUGUUAAUCCCUGGACCAAAGAAGUGGAAUACAUCGUGUCGACCAACACGGUUUUAUUGCCGAAGCAGGAUGGGUCCAGUCAGAGAGGGGCAGAGGCGGACCAGUCCAGUGACUCAAAGACUUCUGAAGGUGGCCAAAAGUCCCAUCCGAUAAUCCCAGGGAUGUCCUGUAAACCAGGCACCAUGAUCUACGCAGGAAGUAUCGGAACUCAGAUCGCAAUUGAACUUCUGGAUUACAACAGGAUAAACUCCUCCCCUUCCAGUGGCAAGGCUAGCCCCUUCAGCCUGCUGCAGGACCGGUCCCCCCAGGGCCCCAGUCAGGGGCCCCGCGCUAAUGGGUCCAACGGCGAGGCGACGGACAUGGAGUUACCGGGGAGCUCUGAAGACGAGCCACAGGACACGCCCCAUCCAAGGCGAGAGUCCCCCAUGGGGGAGGCCCCUCAGCUGGACCUGGAGGGGCCCGGCCUCGGCGGCCUCACCAGCGACGAGGCGGCCAUGGCCGUCAUCAUGAGCCUGUUGGAGACCGACGCAAACCUGGACUUUGGAGAGAUGCACUGGUCGCUUUAGAACCUUCUACCUCUCAGAGCGUAGCCAUGGAAACGUGUGACCUGGGGAAGAAAGGAUUUAUUUAUUGGUUUUGAUUCUCCAUGUAAGCUGUGUAAUAUUCAGGGGACUGUUGUGCACCAGGGCAGCAUUCAUGUCAAUAAAGGGACCACUUCCUGCAACAGGAGGAGGCUCAGAAAACGUACAGCUGUGUUUGCUGGCGAGUGCCGGACCCUAGACCGCGUCCAGCUCGGUCUAGCCACGGCUCUCUCUGUCCGGGUCAGGGCAGUAUGUUUGAACCCCAUCUCUACUAAUGAACACUAAACUAGGGGCCAGAUGACAUUCCCUUCUUCUCUAAUCUAUCAGUCUACACUUGAAAAACAGAGGGGAGGGACCAUGCAAUUUUUCUUCUAAAGCUGCACUGAAAUAGGGUAUUUUAAAGAAAGACGUUAGGAGGAUCUGACGGACAGACUUGUGCAGCCCCCCCACAAUGAGCUGCUUGUCAACUUGAGAAUAUGAGGCUGUAUGCUUUUGUGGUUUUAGAGCUAAAGGCAAGCCACUCUUGAGGGAAUGUUCACUCGUGUAUAGCUUGGUCAUUCAGCAUGCAGACCUCUGGAGAAAAGACCAACAGCGUAGUCCAGUGCUGAGUGUGAAGGGCUGGUAAUGACAAGUGUUGACCAAGUGUUAUGUGUUACAUACUGGAGGAGGAACUUGCCUUGAGCUAAUGUUAGAUAUAUACAUUAAAAAUAACUUAAUAUAACUCUGAACCCAACACCAGAUUCUCAAAGAAGCCAAGACUUGCAAUAUGAGCACAGCAUUUUUUGAGUUGGAAUGCAAUUAUUAUUAUUACUUCCAGAUUUGCUAAAAAUGGCUGAUUAUAAAUUGUUGGAUCUGCAUCUGAGGACAGAGGCUGGUUACUCAGGGACCAAAUGAAUCAGAAUUUCUUGAAGGAAUUCAUUCAUUUAACUAUCCAUUACCAUAUAUAAAUCAACCUUAAUUUACUAACACAUGCAUUCUUAUUUUUUUUUCAAAUAUAGAUAUUAUCAGAUAAACACAUUUUUAUUUGCCUUAAUUUUUUCUUGUAUUGGUGUUAUAUUAUGCAGUGAGUCUGACGCAUGUCAGGUCUAUGUUCCCGAGCUUGUGGAAAGCCCAUAGUUGUGUGAAUGGUUGUUAUAGGCUACACUAUGCAGGGAUACCAGAUGUUCUAUACUUGACCCUUUCUCUCUUAAUUCUUGCAACAGCGAGUAUUGCAUGGUUAAAGACGGAUUGUGUUGGUUGGAGAGCAGGAUGCUAUUGUAAGUUAGACAGCCACAUGUUGAUCAAGGUUUAAGUUACCAAAGUGAUUAUUCAACCAUCGUCAACAGUUUUAACUGCAGCAAGUUUUGUGCUGCAAAUGUCAAAUCAUUGCUGAUGCCAAAUAUGGUGAAAAGUCCUCCAGCUUGCAACUUUAUUUCAGGGAACUAUAUUAUAUAUCCAUAUUGAAUAAAUGCUCAAAGCAAAAUUCCAAACGGUGUCAUUUCAUAGUAUCCUCGUUCUAUGCAUCUGAAGGACUGCCCUCUAUGGUUUGGGAAGGCAUCCUAACGUGAUAUGGUUUUCACCUGGAGACCACAGCUGAAACACGUGGUUAUAUUUGAGCCUUUGCUUACUGGUUAAGAGAUGUUUCUGCUCCUGUGACCGUAGCUAUGGUGUUGAGCACCCAGCGGUCCGGCUCUGAUCCUCCAAGCCUCACUCUCAUUAAACAUCACUUUCGAUACUUCAAUAGUCCACAUUAAGGGUUGACAUAUUUUCUUUAUAAUUAAACUUUAGAUUAAGUCUCUUAACUGGCAAAUCUUUUUCCAAUCUUAAAAUAAUUUAUGACCAGGUAACUAGCCGCUCAUUUAAAAUGUGUCUUGUAUCAUAUUUUCAAAACCCCUCCUGGGUCUGAUGCUGUCACCUCUCCUGAAACAGUUGGAGUCACUUCUAUGCCUGUGGAUGUUCUCCUGGGCUCGUCUCCCAUGGGUCUGUGGGUCCUUCAAACAGUUCAUAAUGAUGAAGAGAAAAGGCUUCCAACGGAUGGAUGGCAAAACACACGAGGGCUUCAGUGUCUGAUGUGCCUUUGGUCAAUUCCUGCAGAGCCUUUUCAGGCAGAUGUUUCAACUAUGGCCCCAAAGUUUAAAGAACCCUGUUUAGAAGAGUGGAUACAGGAGUCUUAAUUCAAGUUUUACCUACUUUGAUAGUAAUCAAACGAUUCAGCUGUACUGACAUGUUCCAUACAGACACAGGCAGUGGUUUUAAAGGCCUAAUGGUUUCUGUUUGUAUCUCCUUGUUGAUUUGUUCUUCUGAACUCAUUGAGUCCACAUAGUUCUGAACCCUGCCUGUGUUUCAUCAGAGCCCACAAUGUUUUUUUAUUAAAGGUGACAUAUUAUACCACCAGGUGUGAGUGUGAUUAGCCAUUACAAGACGUUUUGAAAAUCAGCCUCUUCUGACAUCACAAGUGGGCGUAUCCACCUAGAUGUGUGCUGGAUAGAUCAGUCUACCAGCCUACCAGUGGACUGUAGCAAACGUUGUUCAUUUAGUGGUAUAAUAUGUCAUCUUUAAAUUGUUUAAAGCUUUUUCCAGAAUAAAAUUUGGUAUAGGAAGGAUAUUGUAUGUUUUCAUGAUGCCCUGGACGCAGUGUAUUUACGUUGCAUGAGCUUUAUAACGAUUCUCUUGUCUUUUUUUUCAUGUAUUUAGACUAAUAUAAUCAGUUGGACCCUAGAAGCUGGAACAGAGACUUCCCAGUGCUUAACGGUAUAAAUGUAAUGCCGUUCAGCCUUGGAUUACAUCUUCAAUCCAAAGGAGAGUUUGUCUCUGAAUAUGUCAUGAUGUAAAUUAAUUAAACCUAGCUAUCCAGUAUGAUAAAACUAGGAAUACUA
Gadus morhua (Atlantic cod) is the source of this 4961-nucleotide messenger RNA. It is a transcript of the gene bmal2, whose product is annotated as basic helix-loop-helix ARNT like 2. Lineage: Eukaryota; Metazoa; Chordata; Actinopteri; Gadiformes; Gadidae. The record is from RefSeq and is a predicted model, not a curated record. Gene Ontology annotation, biological process: regulation of DNA-templated transcription. Gene Ontology annotation, molecular function: protein dimerization activity; DNA-binding transcription factor activity. Bases 304 to 2091 code for a protein of 595 amino acids. The transcript is spliced from 18 exons. Gene Ontology annotation, cellular component: nucleus; transcription regulator complex; cytoplasm.